AUGGCUUCUGGUCAAAAUGUAAAUAGAACCGUCGAAAAUAAUGUGAUCACUUUGAAUGUCUGCGGAGUCGAAAAAGCCACCCAACACUAUGGAGCUCUCAGCUGUGUCGGAUGUAAAGGAUUUUUCCGUCGAGCACUUCUCAAGGCGGAUCAGUUGGAAUGUGCGGCGAAUGGAGAGUGUACAGUUAGUGUUUUGCAAAAAAUCCAAUGCAGGAGUUGUCGAUUCAACAAGUGCCUUCGAGAAGGGAUGAAUCCUGCUUUUGUCCGCCCGAACCGAGACGCUCCUUCAAAACCGCGUAAACCGGCAACUACCGUAGCCUCAUGUGACCUAACUGAUCGUGGCAGGACCACAAAAACACGUGAGGAAUGGAUGAAGAAGAUGACAGUUGAGAUGAGAACUAUACUCAUGACUUUGUUGAAUAUUGAGACAAAAGUAAUGAAAGGAGACACUCAGCAGGAGGCAUCGAAGUUGUAUCCACUCAAAGGAAUUGAUAAAUUGAGGGAUAUUGUGGAGACACCGAUUAGUUUGAAGGGGAAACGAACGGAAAUGAGAUAUGAAGCAUAUCGAAUGGCUGGAAAGGAUGAGUUGUGUGCGAUUGCGUAUAGGAGAUUGAUUGCGGCUAUUGAUUGGGUGGAGAGCUUAUCGCCAUUGUUGGGACACUUAACGGUGGAUGAUAAGGAACUAGCCAAUGCGAUGAGCGAGAAUCUCCAAUUCGCUCAAACUUUUUUGAAUCAAGGUGAAAUUCCUCUGUUGACUGAUCUGUUCGGAUGCUUCACUGUUGAACCAUUCUUCAAGGAAGUCGAUGAGUUGGCAGCGUUGAGUCUGGAAAAGGCGUUGACUGAGAAGAAGGAAAUCAGUACACAGACUGAUCGGGUGCCACCCCCGAGGGCUUUGUUGAAACGGCAAGCAACUAUAGACGAGGAGAGUGAAGAACCUGCUCGACAAAACUUCCGACUUUUACAACCACCGAACAAUUUCUAUAUUACGGAAAUGUUGGAUGAUUUGAGAGCACCCUCCUCCUCAAUUUCCCUCUCCUCCCCAGAUGAAUACCAUCCCACCAGCACUGCACCAAUGAACAAUCACGCCGAGAAUCAUCUGAUGGGCCUGAAUUAUGACGCCUCUACGAUACAGAAUGGUGUGAGCAGUAAUGGAGUUGCUCAUCCUCCUACAGUACCUACAGUACCACCAGUCGCUGCGAGACCAGUCUACGAUCAACAGCCAUCGUGUUCCAAUCAGAAUCCGUCUACAUUUUAUAACUUCCCCCCUCCACCCGGUUACCCACCUCUUAACGCUGGUUAUACUCCAAAUAUCAACUAUCCUCAACUCUAUCAACAACCCCAAUAUUACAAUUUUCCCGCUCAAAAUGUAGAUCAAACUUACCCAUAUUCUCAAGACAUUCCCCCACCUCAACCAUAUUUCUACAACCAAAACCCUCAAAAUUAUCCACAUCAUCAUAACAAUUUUCAGAAUCAAUACGCGUCAUGA
Messenger RNA from Caenorhabditis remanei, 1485 nucleotides. RefSeq lists its product as uncharacterized. The coding region runs from base 1 to 1485 and encodes 494 amino acids. Gene Ontology annotation, molecular function: zinc ion binding; DNA-binding transcription factor activity; sequence-specific DNA binding. Lineage: Eukaryota; Metazoa; Nematoda; Chromadorea; Rhabditida; Rhabditidae. Gene Ontology annotation, biological process: regulation of DNA-templated transcription. The record is from RefSeq and is a predicted model, not a curated record. The transcript is spliced from 8 exons.